Molecule: messenger RNA, 1770 nt
Organism: Pestalotiopsis fici W106-1
Lineage: Eukaryota; Fungi; Ascomycota; Sordariomycetes; Amphisphaeriales; Sporocadaceae
Exons: 5
Coding region: 1-1770 (589 amino acids)
Source: RefSeq, a predicted model, not a curated record
AUGGCUUUCUCAUCGAUAUGCGUGUCAAUUCUUGUGCUGGGCGGUAAGCUUGUCAUGCUGGUAGCAGCCCAGCAAGAUCAACAAGUUCAGUUCAAUCAAGUCAUUAAUCUUAAUGGCGACAUGCAACUGAACCGCCUCAUCUUCCCCGACAACUCAAAGAUUGAGACCUUUUCUCAAUCGCAAAAACAAAUCAUUGUCAACCAAAACCCAAACCCGCUUUCGGCUAAUCAUGUCGUUGGGUCCUCUGGUCAACCGUUUGUCCAGUUGUCUCAAAACUCCAUGACCAUUCAGACAAAUAAGGCAACCGACUUGGUUGGUGGUCAGGUUGAGAUGUCGAUUGACCCCAACAUCCUCCAACAAGCUGGUGUCAGCCCCGACAAUACUUUUGUUGCUCAACUUUCACCUGACCGGCAAGCUUGGAUCAUCAUGGAAGGCGUCAAGAGUGUCAACACCACGGACAAUACAGUGCGAAUGAUCAAGAUGACGAGUCUCGAUGGAGAAUACAUGGCCGUCGGACGGCAGACCAUCGAGACCAGCAAUGUCUUGACUACAUUCAACCAGAACCAACAGGUCCAGAUCUCUGGUUCUGGCAUUCAAGAGGUUGAGUUCACCGACGGUUUCCGCAUGUCUGUCAGAGCUAGCCAGCCAAUGACACUCAAGACCGACGUCGUCAACGGUGUCAGUUCGAGUAUGACCACCGGCGGUAUCAUGCCUGUCAACAACUUCCGUUACAAGGUUACUUCGAAUCUCGCUGGAGUUGCAACCGAUCUUAAUUCCAUGGUUGCGGUUGUCCAGCUGCCUCUCAAUGCUCAACGAAUCAUGACAAUGGCCCAACAGAUGGGAGCACAAGCCAACACUCCGAUUUCUUUGGGUGUUGCGCAACGUGUAGUGCUCCAGAACCCAGGAGGGUCUUCCGUUCAGAAUCUGGCACGCCGGCAGAGGUCCGCUUCGUCUGCCGCUACCUUUUCCAACACAACCAGCAGGGCCGUCGAAGCCGCCGACGCCACAUCGGCCGAUGCUACUUCGACAUCCUCGGACGCUACUGCGACAGCCGGGUCGACAACGGCCGCCGAUGGAUCAUCUUCGACUUCGACCGCGGCUGACAGCGCGACCUCGAGCUCAACUUCAGCCGCCACCUCUUCCACAACCGCCCAGGAUGCUGCCGCAACCCAACAAGGGCAACAAGCGGCAACGUCUCCCACUCAGACCCAGGCACAGCUCCCAGCAGCCACACAGCUUCUCCUAUCCCCUACCUUUUCCCCCAUUUCUGCCCAGGCGCUCCUCGACAAGCAAAACAGCCGCAUCGCCGUACCCGUGAGCCAGAUUGACGGCGAGUUUAUUGUGACAAUGGGCAUGUCCGGAGCCGGCACCGUCCAGGUCGCCGCCCCCGCCGGCAGCACACCCAGCGGAGCACCACAGGCGGGUCAAGCAGCAGCCGGCGGCGGCGAGGGUGCUGCGCAACAGCAGCAACCCGGCCAGACGACUGCUACUACUCCCCCACAGGAACCUGCCGCUGCCGCCGCUAACCCCGGCACUUCUGGAGCGGUUCUCGCUAGACAAGCAGCGGCGGCAGCCGUACCCCUGGGCACCAUCACCAUGACCAUGGCAGAGAUUGAAGAAAUGGCCAAACUCCAAGCCACGGGCGGCGUUGUGCCCGUCUGGAGCAUGAUGAGCGACUUCGUAUCGCAGCAGGCGGCAGUGCAAGCCGCUCAAAAGAAGCGUGAAACCGAAGGGCCGAGGAGAUUUGUAGCUGUCCCCUUUAAGGUUUAG